CGGUGUCGGUUGGCGCGGGCGGGCAGGGCCGCUCGGUGGGAGCUGCUGUCAUGGCGCUCUCUUCGCUGCAGCCCCUGGAGGCGCUGAAAUACGCCGAGCUCCAGCGCAUCGCUAAGGCCGUUGGGCUGAGGGCCAACCUUCGGGCAGACAAAUUAUUGGAAUCAUUGAAGCAACACUUUGAAAGGACAAAUGAAGAAAGUGAAAAUAUGGGUCCUGUAAAGAGUGCAUCUGCUUCCAUUAAAUCGGAUGAACUGAGCAAUCAGGAGGAAAUGUCUGAUUCAGUGUGUUUCAUUACAAAAAGACGUGGUCAGGAUAAGAAAAUAACCAGAAAAAAGAGGAACUCCCAUGAGGAAAUUAACAGCAGUGAAGCAAACCCAGUGCUUUCUGAUGAGAAACAGGUGCAUUCUGAAAUGAAAGAAAAUGAAGUGCCUCAGGGGGAGCACAAAAAGGGACAGAAGAUAUCACAAAACAAAACCCAAAUAACUGAAGAGAGAGCUAUUGAGAAUCCAGGGAUGGGUGCUGGACAGAAGAAACAGGCAGAGAAAACUUCUACUAAAGGCAGGGGAGGACAAUGUAAUGCUCAUCCUGCAGGAGGGAAGAUCCCUUUACGUGCAGGCCGUGCACCUAGGUCUGCAGGAGUGACAGCUACCACACCAAACUUCAAAAAGUUGCAUGAGGCUCAGUUCAAGAAAAUGGAAUCUAUUGCUGACUACAUUGAGAGGAAAAAAAAACUGAAUGAAAGUUGCAGCGCAGUCAAGGUGCUGACCAGAAAAUCAAAUCCCUUAAGAGCAUCAGAAAAAGACACUCCAUAUUCUAAGAAACAAGCCAGUGGCAAAAGAUUUUUAUUCAGCCCAAAUCCAGAAAGAGGCAGGUUCUCCACCACCAGCACACCUUGUAAUGUCCAGCGCUCACCACGCAAUUCUCUGAAUGCUGCUAAUUGGAGCAUUUUAUCCCAGAAAUCUUCAUUUCAUCCUUCUGUACUUUCAACAUCCAAAAUGAAUGUCAGGUUCUCAGAAGCCACAAAAGAUAAUGAGCACAAACGCUCUCUUACCAAGACGCCAUCUAGAAUGUCUCCAUACAUGGAGGAGAUCUGCACACCUGACACUCAAAAGAGCUGCAAACUACUAAGUCAGAAGAACAGUAAGGGAAAUGCAAGAAAUAAUGAUCUGACUGCAUCGAAGGGUAAAGUGGAUGUUCUUACCCCCUUCAAAUUUGGAGCUCAACCUGCAGAACCUACAAGUGGAAAGAAGACAUUUGAUCUCAAAGCAAGUCUCUCUCGGCCGCUUCGGUAUCAGCCACACAAAGGACGACUAAAACCGUGGGGAGAAUUUAAAGAAAAUGCUGUUCUCAGUAGGUCUGGUGGUAUCUGUUCACACAGGAAAGAUUACAAACAGCCACAUCUCCAGACAAGGGAAGAAAGGCGUGAGACACUUGAGCAAGACAGAAAGAAGAAAAAGGCUCAUGCUCUUGGAAAACGUAGAGGCCUAUCUGGGUGUUAGGAUGAACAAGAAGUAUCUAAGACUUCACUGUAAAUACUGUUCCUCUCAUGUAAAGGCUUGUGCUCUCUGUAUGGUUCAGGUUGCUUUUAGCUAGUGGAAUCCAGAAAGCAAUUAAUGAGACCUUGUAAUGUACUCUGAACAUAAUGAUUAUCAACAUCUCCACUGAGAGUUCUAAACUUUCAGGGACUUAGAAUUCUCAUGUUGCUUCAUAAUGUUUUAAUUUAACUAAUUUACUUGACUAAAAGAUGUUAAAGAAGAAAACAUAAGUGGAAAAAAGAUGCUCGAGAAGCCUCCUUGCAACUUAGGAUAGACUUGUGCAUCAGAAUGCACUUGUUGUGUGCUAGAAUGCAGGCUUUAGAUAGCAGCAGCUUCAAAAUGUUCCCCAGUGUUCAAAAUGACAAGAUUUGGAAGUACCUGCUUGCCCUGUUCUCCAGGUCAAUCCUUAAAUGCUCUAAGUUACAGCAAUUAUUCAGCAUUUCUAAUCUAAUGCCUAUGAAAUUGUAGGGAAUUUCAAAGAGAAGAAAAAAUAUGCAAGCUCUCUGGCAAACUAAUGCGUAACAUAAUUGUAAACUACCUUUUUGAAAAAGUCACAACUGAAUUUACAAGUUACCAACUGAAUGCUUUGAACAGUUAAGGUUUUCUUCCUUUCUAUGGUAAAUAGCAGAUGUUAAAAUUCUCUUGCUUUUCACCUCUAAGAUGCUUAGAAGAUGUUAUAAUUGUGUUGAGGUACACUCAAUACCUUGGUUUUAAAAUAAGCUGUUAUUUUCACAUUUAAAAAAUGCAUAGAAAAGUUGUCUGGAUUUUUUAGGGAUAGAAGUAGAAAGGUAAUUUAGCAGUUGUAAUCUCAGCUGUUGAGCAAAUAAAUGUUUCA
Molecule: messenger RNA, 2370 nt
Organism: Camarhynchus parvulus
Lineage: Eukaryota; Metazoa; Chordata; Aves; Passeriformes; Thraupidae
Gene: NUSAP1
Product: nucleolar and spindle associated protein 1
Exons: 12
Coding region: 51-1499 (482 amino acids)
Biological process (GO): mitotic cytokinesis; mitotic chromosome condensation; establishment of mitotic spindle localization
Cellular component (GO): microtubule; mitotic spindle; nucleolus
Molecular function (GO): microtubule binding
Source: RefSeq, a predicted model, not a curated record